AGAUCGCACCCACAAGCCGGCCUGCAUCAUGAUCAUCAUUCUGUACAAUGUAGUCGGGAGUCCUCCCUGCAACUUGGUGCGUUCACUCGCCAAGCACGCAGGCAUAGGGCUUAAGCUCAAGAACCUGGACUUCGCCAACAAGGAGCACUUAGGAGAAGAAUACCUCAAGAUAAAUCCAUUCCACAAAGUACCUGCGAUUGACGAUGACGGUUUUGUAGUCUAUGAGAGCAAUGCUAUCGCCUACCACUUGCUGCGCAAGUACGCCCCUGAGUCGGAACUGUAUCCGGCCUGCAUUCAGACUCGUACCCGUAUCGACCAGAUUCUCUCAGCCAUUGCCACUACGAUCCACUCUGCAACAUCUGUCUUCAUGCGUCCUCGAAUUUUUCUAAAGACCAAGCCGACAGCCGAGGAGUUGGCGGAAUUUGAGCAGAAUGUCGUCAGAGGAUUGGAGCAUCUCAUCGGGGACGACAAGUUCGCGGUCGGCGACAACUUCACUCUUGGUGAUAUGGCUUUAACCACACGCAUCAUUGUGGCUCUUGAGAAUGGUUUUGUUGACCCUUCGAAGUUUCCCAAGCUGGCACGCUAUUAUGACCGCGUCAAGCGAGAGCAGCCUUAUUUCGAGGAAAUCUACAGGCCAGCUAUUAACCACGUGAAGGAACUCUUUGGAAAGCUGAAAUAG
Rhipicephalus sanguineus (brown dog tick) is the source of this 679-nucleotide messenger RNA. RefSeq names its product glutathione S-transferase 1-1. Gene Ontology annotation, biological process: glutathione metabolic process. The transcript has 5 exons. NCBI's taxonomy places the organism in Eukaryota, Metazoa, Arthropoda, Arachnida, Ixodida, Ixodidae. Gene Ontology annotation, molecular function: glutathione transferase activity. Bases 29 to 679 code for a protein of 216 amino acids. The record is from RefSeq and is a predicted model, not a curated record.